Phycodurus eques (leafy seadragon) is the source of this 2624-nucleotide messenger RNA. RefSeq names its product hydroxyacyl-CoA dehydrogenase trifunctional multienzyme complex subunit alpha b (gene hadhab). The record is from RefSeq and is a predicted model, not a curated record. NCBI's taxonomy places the organism in Eukaryota, Metazoa, Chordata, Actinopteri, Syngnathiformes, Syngnathidae. Gene Ontology annotation, biological process: fatty acid beta-oxidation. Gene Ontology annotation, molecular function: long-chain (3S)-3-hydroxyacyl-CoA dehydrogenase (NAD+) activity; enoyl-CoA hydratase activity; NAD+ binding. The transcript has 20 exons. The coding region runs from base 81 to 2372 and encodes 763 amino acids. Gene Ontology annotation, cellular component: mitochondrial fatty acid beta-oxidation multienzyme complex; mitochondrion.
GAAAAACGAGGGAGCUAACUUUGCUAGCACGCUAGCCGACGCCGACUGGCGACUGACCUCCGUCUUGCAGCAGCUCAAGCAUGGCUUGUGUUCGAUCCCUCGGCGUUGUCUCAAAUUUGACAUUAAGGAGAUACGCUGCCGCACCAGGAUUUACCUGUCGAACCUUCUCAGUGGUCACGCCAAUGCUAGCUCGAACCCAUGUCAACUAUGAAGUCAAGCAAGACGUCGCCGUGGUUCGAAUCAACGACCCCAAUUCCAAGGUCAACACGCUGUCAGUCCAAAUGCAAAAGGAGCUGACGGAGGUGAUGAAUGAGGUGUGGGCCGACAAUGCCGUUGAAAGCGCCGUUCUCAUCUCAUCCAAGCCAGGGUGCUUCAUCGCGGGAGCGGAUAUCAAUAUGAUCCAGGCCUGCGGCAACGCCGAGGAGGUCACGACACUCUCGCAGGAAGGCCAGAAAAUGUUCGAGAGGAUCGAAAAGUCCCCGAAGCCCAUCGUGGCCGCCAUUAAUGGCUCGUGUUUGGGAGGAGGCCUGGAGUUCGCCAUCGCUUGCCAGUACAGGAUUGCGACAAAGAGCAAAAAAACUGUUCUGGGUACCCCAGAAGUCAUGCUGGGUCUUUUGCCGGGAGCUGGCGGCACACAGAGACUCCCCAAAAUGCUGGGUCUGCCCAGCGCCUUUGACAUGAUGCUGACUGGACGAAACAUCCGAGCUGAUAAAGCCAAGAAGAUGGGCCUCGUCGACCAGCUUGUAGACCCCCUUGGCCCAGGUCUGAAGAGCCCCGAGGAGAGGACCAUCGACUAUCUGGAGGAAGUCGCUGUGGAAUGCGCGAGAGGGAUCGUGGGCAAGAAGAUUCCGCUGGGCAAGGAGAAGAGCGCCAUGCAGAAGAUCCAAGACUACGUGAUGAGCUUCGAGAUGGUGCGGAACCAGAUUUACAAGACGGUCCACGGUAAAGUCAUGAAGCAGAGCAAAGGGCUUUAUCCCGCACCCCUCAAGAUCAUUGAAUGCGUGAAGACCGGCGUGGAGCAAGGUCCCGUUGCUGGAUACCUCGCAGAGUCCCAGAACUUCGGACACUUGGCGAAAACCAGCGAGUCUGCAGCCCUCAUCGGGCUCUAUCACGGUCAGGUCGCGUGCAAGAAGAAUCGCUUUGGGAGCCCCGCAAAAGAAGUCAACACUCUGGGAAUUCUGGGCGCAGGCCUGAUGGGAGCGGGCAUCGCCCAGGUGACGGUGGACAAAGGCGUGCACACCAUCCUGAAGGACACCACCGAGGCUGGGCUGGCCCGCGGCGAGCAGCAGGUCUACAAGGGGCUGAACGACAAGACCAAGAAGAGGAGCAUCACGUCCUUCGUGAGAGACUCUAUUUUGUCCAACUUGUCUGGCACGCUGGACUACAGCGGCUUCGAGAAGGCCGACAUGGUGAUCGAGGCCGUGUUUGAGGACCUCAAGGUCAAACACGCCGUCCUCAAGGAGGUGGAAGCUGUGGCUCCUCCCCACUGCAUCUUCGCCACCAACACAUCAGCUCUUCCCAUCAAGGACAUCGCCGCCGCCAGCAAAAGGCCAGACAAGGUCAUCGGCAUGCACUACUUCUCCCCAGUGGACAAGAUGCAGCUCCUGGAGAUCAUCACCACCGAGCAGACCUCCAAGGACACCACGGCGUCGGCGGUGGCCGUGGGGCUGAAGCAGGGCAAAGUCAUCAUUGUGGUCGGGGAUGGACCGGGAUUCUACACGACUCGCUGUUUGGCUCCCAUGUUGGCCGAAGCUGUGCGAGUAUUUCAGGAAGGGGCGGACCCCAAGAAGCUGGACGCGCUCACCACGAGCUUCGGCUUCCCCGUGGGCGCCGCCACGCUGAUCGACGAGGUGGGCGUCGACGUGGCCGCCCACGUGGCCGAGGACCUCGGCAAGGCCUUUGGGUCGCGCUUCGGCGGCGGCGACGUAGAGGUCCUGAAGACCCUGGUGGACUUGGGGUUCAAAGGUCGUAAAUCAGGAAAGGGCUGCUACGUGUACCAGCCGGGCCUCAAAACCAGAGAAGUCAACCCGGAUAUCGAGGAAAUCUUGGAGAAAUACAAACUCGCUCCCAAUCCUGCUGUUACAUCAGACCACGACAUCCAAUACCGACUGGUGUCUCGCUUCGUCAACGAGGCUGUGCUGUGUUUACAAGAGGGCAUCUUGAGCAGUCCUCUGGAGGGAGACAUCGGAGCCGUUUUUGGCCUGGGAUUCCCCCCCUGCCUCGGAGGCCCGUUCCGCUUCGUGGACACCUUUGGCGCCGACAAGCUGGUGAAGAAGAUGCGGCGCUACGAGGCCGUCUACGGUGAUCACUUCACGCCGUGCCAGCUCCUCCUGGAUCACGCCGGCGACCCCGGCAAGAAGUUUCACAAGUGAUUCCGCUGGUCACGUUUUGCCUGGCAGCACUUAACGUGACUGCAGUCUACCACAUCCACAACAAGGUGCCUCACGAGAACAAUAGGAUGCUUUUCAUUUUUACCGGAUCAACACACUCAUUUGAUGAUGUUUGGAUGUUGAACAUGCAUUAGAAUAUACUAAUUCAUCCUUGAAUGCAGCAUUUGUUCAUUUUGUACGUUAAGACUUUAUGGGUGGAUAAUGUAAAUGUAGGGCCUUAAAUAAAAUUUUGUU